AUGAAGUAUUUAGUAGCUAUUGACGGAACUGAAGAGUCACACAAGGCAUUCCAAAUUGCCAAAGACCUUUAUAAAAGUGGUGACAAUGUUAGUAUAGUAACAUGUUGUCCAACCAACAAAACAACUGAUGUAGAAAAGGCUGAAUCACUUUUAACAAACUAUAGUAAAAUGUGUUCAGAAAGUGGUAUGCCAAAUGAUACAAUCUUAAUGAAUGUAGAUCCUAAAAAGGGUAUAUUGGAUGCUGUAGAGAAUAAUCAAACCGAUGUAUUAAUCUUGGGUACUCGUGGAAUGGGUAUUAUCAAAAGAGCUCUUAUCGGAUCUGUUAGUCAACAUGUUCGUGAUAAAGUUAGCUGCGAUGUCAUUAUUGCAAAGUAA
Messenger RNA from Cavenderia fasciculata, 375 nucleotides. RefSeq lists its product as uncharacterized. NCBI's taxonomy places the organism in Eukaryota, Evosea, Eumycetozoa, Acytosteliales, Cavenderiaceae. Bases 1 to 375 code for a protein of 124 amino acids. The transcript is spliced from 2 exons. The record is from RefSeq and is a predicted model, not a curated record.